CUUUUCAUACCUGGUGAAAGCAGGCGACGCAAAGAUGUCUUCGCCCGUUGAAUCUAUGCCUCGCUACUCACCACCCACCAAAAGCCUUUGUCGGUCGCUCUGGUUUGCCCUCUCGCCACUGCCACAGUCGAAGUUUGCUUGGGUCCGGUCAAAUGUUGUGUUGAAACCUCCUUCAGAACACAGAGUUGGUUGUCGUGGACCAGUUCCUGUGCAGCCCCAACGUUGACUGUGCCUCCUCCGAAAACACCUGCGCCCUACCCCGUCGACAUCAAUUUUCCACGACAACACCACCACGCGACUUCAUUAUCUUCUCCUCGUUCCCCCUCGUCCAGCAUUCCGGAAACCAUUGGAAGCAAUCCAUCACUAUUCGCCAAGGUCUUCACACUUCCUUCAAAUUCGCCUUGAACUUGCGAUCUAUUCUCACUUCCUUCUCCUUCUUUUCCACCUCCCCCUCCCCUCCCUCCUCUCAGUUGUGCUUCAAAAUCCUGGUGCUGGCGUGGAUUCUUCUGGAGAGCCACGGUUGUUCUUACAUUCAGCAUUCCGGGAUUCUGUCUAAGCGGACCCUGGGUCAAGUUUUGUGGAGACCUCGGACGGUGCACCUCUCUGCCCAUUUCCUUGCGACGUAGUUACGCUAGAGCCCUUUUGAGAUUUUCGAAGCUCACCAUGGGGCGCGGACCACGUCGCCACCUAAAGGACGAGGAUGAUGAAUCGGAGGACGAGAAUCUGCCACCAAUGUCUCCCAAUACACAGAAGGAACAUCAAUUGAAAAUGAUUAUGCGAAUGGACCUGUCUGAGAAGAACGCAGAUGCGAUCAAAACAAGCGACUACUCCAGCCGUCCCCGUCCCUUUGCAGCCUCUUCUAUUACGCCAGAGUGCAAUGUCGAAGGUACUGAAGCGGCCAGGAUUGCAAAAGAGAAUAGUGGACCGACGUCUAAGUGGCAGACAUUCGGGCAAAGUGACGAAGCCGUUGAUGCUCUCUUUACCCAGAAACAGAUCAGUAAUGGCAAUAGUCAUCGGCAUACCAUCGAAGAACAAAAGAGAGAAGAGGAGGGACGUCUAGGGCAUAAGCUCAAGCUCGAAGACACCUACAACGACUUUGGCGGCAGUCGACGAGCUGGAAAGAGAGUCGCCUCUCUUCAUUCUCGCCCUCCAGCAGCGUCUUCUGCUCACUCGAUCCUCACCACGCGUUCAUUUUCUGCUACGUCAAAAGAAUCAACAUUUGGGAACCGCGGUAAAGGAGUCCAGGCCGCCAGGCCCUGGCCUCCGCCAGGCCUUGAAGGUACACCAUCUAUGGCGAUUGCUAUGCAGAUCAGCCAACCCUCAGCCAAAACCAAUACGGUCAAGAUGUCUGCCAUGUCUUCAGGUUCUCAGGUAGCUGCGGCCGAAGCUGAUCCUAAGCGACGUGCUCUUGCUCCUCCAGCGAAGUCUCGUAGCUUUGCCUUGGUGGAGGAUUCGUCAAAGUUCAUGUCAUCUAUCCAGGGCAAACUGGCAGCUUGGUCGUCGGGGACACAGACAGAAGCCCACGGGACGUCAACUUCCGCUGCGAAUGCUGCUCAAACGACGUGGGCAGUCCCUUCAGCCGUACCUGUUGCUCAAGACGAACAUACUUCUGCUGGGCAUCUUCACGACUCCUCCAUUCGCCGAGUGCCAGUUGCCGAAUUCUCCUUCUCUGUGGCCAGUACUUUGGCUCCAGGUAAUGUCGCGACUCAUACAGACGGUGCACCGAGUCCCGCGGCUCUUUCUGGCUUCUCAACCUCAACUGCAGACGAUGGAGAGUCUUUGCCUCAAGUUCAAGCUGUCACCAAUGACCUGAUUGGGCUUGCUAUCGAGGAUGCUAGUUUACCCGAUACUCAUCUCACGGUCGAAGUGCAUAGCGGGGGUGGUGCUGCGCAGGCGGGCCCAUUAUCUCCUAGCGGCAGCAUUUUGGACUCACCCAUUCUCGAUCAGGUCAGCAGCGAGGUCCUUCCAGCCGAGGCUGCUAAAGUUGUCAUUGUCGGUGGUCUUCGAUAUGUCCUCGAGUCGGAGCUGCUGGAUCUCAAGGCAGCGGUUGAAAACCAACUCAACAGCACGACCGCCAGCCUGGUCAACAACUCUCCAGCUCUUAUAACAGCUCCUAAAGCUGUUUCUGUCCCUCAACCGUUCUUGGCCUCUUCGAAGGUCACCUCCUCCGUCGCUUCUACGGCUGUUCGGCCCUCUUGUCCUGUCAAUCCGUUUGCUCCUCGCGAGCCAUUGGCGACAAACGAUACCAACAUUGCGGCAGCACAAGUCUCCUCUUCCAAUUCCAACAAAGAUUCAGGCGGGCCGUCUACCACAGCGAAGUCAGCCUCUCGACCUUCCUCAGUUGUCACAAGCAAUACGACUAUCAUUUCGAAGUGGGCUGAUGAUCCAUCCUCUCGUCCGACUAGCCGUCCCGCUGCACCAGUCAUCCGUUCUUCAUCACCAAUAUUCGGUGACCGGAAGGUUUUUGGGCACCACUCGAAAGAGGCCGCCGAGGGCCAGAAAUACGAGCCUCCUCCACCCAAAAUCAAGCGCACUGUGGCCACCAAGCGUCAAUAUGAGCCUCCUGGGCCCGGUCUUACAUGGCUGUUAAAGGAAAUGGCCGACGCGAAACAGAAGAGAGCUGCUGCGGAUGAGAUGGAUGAAGAAUUGUGAUUUCUGACACUGUGUGGAGGCAUGGUAGUGCAUGGUGAGGCAUAGUGAUGCAUGGCAGCUCUGACAUUACUGAAACCGAAACCAGGUCCAAUUU
Molecule: messenger RNA, 2746 nt
Organism: Cladophialophora immunda
Lineage: Eukaryota; Fungi; Ascomycota; Eurotiomycetes; Chaetothyriales; Herpotrichiellaceae
Exons: 5
Coding region: 664-2652 (662 amino acids)
Source: RefSeq, a predicted model, not a curated record